Melospiza melodia melodia is the source of this 486-nucleotide messenger RNA. RefSeq names its product acetyl-coenzyme A thioesterase-like. Gene Ontology annotation, molecular function: acetyl-CoA hydrolase activity; fatty acyl-CoA hydrolase activity. The transcript has 6 exons. Gene Ontology annotation, biological process: acyl-CoA metabolic process. Lineage: Eukaryota; Metazoa; Chordata; Aves; Passeriformes; Passerellidae. The record is from RefSeq and is a predicted model, not a curated record. Bases 1 to 486 code for a protein of 161 amino acids. Gene Ontology annotation, cellular component: extracellular exosome; cytosol.
AUGUGCCGGGCCGUGCUGCCUGCCCACGCUGGGCCCUGCGGGGAGCUGGGCGCGGGGCCGCUGCUGCGAUGGAUGGACGCCGCCGCCUGCCUCGCAGCUGAGAAACAUGCUGGGGUGUCCUGCAUGACAGCAUCCAUGGAUGACAUUCAGUUUGAAGAGGCUGCCAGGGUUGGACAAAUUAUUGCCAUCAGAACAAAGGUGAACAGAGCAUUCAAAACCAGCAUGGAGGUUGGCAUCAAGGUGACAGUACAGGAUGUUUUGACUAAUGCUGAAAAGAUUGUGAGUGUGGCAUAUGCAACAUAUGAGGCCAAACCAGUUGAGUUAAAACCUGUACAGCUUCUGUCUGCAGAAGACCACCUGGAGCACAUCCUGGCUAUUGAGAGGAGAAUAAUCCAUCUGGGCUAUGUCCAGGUCUUUCAGAAGCUGAUGCAGGAGAGCAAUAAGGAAGGUGAUUUUUCUACUCAGCACAGAAGAAUGGAUGCAUAA